AUGUCUAAAUCAAGUCAGUCAACAACAGAUGUGAUAUCAUCGCCUGAGUCAAGUCAGUCAACUACAGAUAUCAUCCAAAAUGUACAAAUUCAACUCAUAUCAUUGGAUCCAGCAGAAUGGCUAGAAGAUCUUUUAAGUUUAAGAACAGAAAUAGUGAAAAGGGGGGCAUUCCAGUUGAAGGACUUUGACUUUCCUAUGGAUUCUACAAUCAAGCGCAGGUUCAGUAUCUCAAACUAUCAACGUGACUUGACAAAAGACCAAAAAAUUCCACGACCCUGGCUUGUUUAUUUCAAAAAGAUGGACUCUGUCUUCUGUUUCUGCUGUAAAUUAUUUGGAACAGAAAAAGACAAGCUUACUAAAGGUGGAUUGGAUUGGAAAAUUGGAAAAAUGGAAAUUGGAUUGGAUAGACGUGAUUGGAAAAACAUUUAUGCCAGAUUAAGUGAACAUGACACAUCACCAGAUCACACCUCUUACUGA
This is a messenger RNA of Hydra vulgaris (swiftwater hydra), 477 nucleotides long. Its product is annotated as zinc finger MYM-type protein 5-like. The record is from RefSeq and is a predicted model, not a curated record. Lineage: Eukaryota; Metazoa; Cnidaria; Hydrozoa; Anthoathecata; Hydridae.